AUGUGGAGCAAGCUCAAGCUGGGUGCCGCUGGAGCAGCGGCCGAGAAGGGCGCCCGGUACAUUGGUCACGGAGUCUUAGAGCCCUGGCCACUGACCGGCACCUUGUGGGUGGGCAACGCAGCGGUGGUGGUGGAGAAGGUCGUGGAGGCCGGAACGCGCCAGGUGCCUGCCGAUGGCGACAUGUCAGUGCGACCAGACGUCCAACAAAAGACGCCGGCGGAGAUGGCGACCAGACGCUUCUCGCGGCCGAAGCCUUUCGUCGUGAAAAAGGUGAAGAACGUUUUGGAUCCUCGAAGUUCUGAAGUCCAACGCCGGACUGACUGA
Molecule: messenger RNA, 324 nt
Organism: Durusdinium trenchii
Lineage: Eukaryota; Dinophyceae; Suessiales; Symbiodiniaceae
Source: the annotation of a GenBank genome assembly